Molecule: messenger RNA, 1948 nt
Organism: Cajanus cajan (pigeon pea)
Lineage: Eukaryota; Viridiplantae; Streptophyta; Magnoliopsida; Fabales; Fabaceae
Source: RefSeq, a predicted model, not a curated record
UCCUAACACAUCUAGUAGUCCUAUAGGUUAAUUUUUGUUCCAAACCCCAAAUGGCAGCUCCGGGCACCGACGAAGCCGUUAGCUGCGUUACCAACGUCACACACCCACCAAUGGAAAACGAAGACGACGAAAACAUGCUCCAACAUCACGCACAACAAGACGAGGAUGACGACGAAGAAGAAGAAGAAGAUGAAGAAGUUUUGAGUUCUUCGGAUUCUGAAAUCGGUGAUGCGUUGGACUAUUUGGAUUCCAAGGAGGAAGAGGAGGGCUCCUUCUCCCUCAGUUCGUGGCGCCCCAACGCUCACGGCGGCCACCACCACCAUUCCUCCACUCUCCAACCUCUCUCCAACCGCAACCAAAAGUUCUCCCAUCACAUUCGAGCUUCGCCCUUGGAGGAGUGGGAAGGGAGGAUGAAUGUUGGCAUGUCUAACUCUGUUACCACGGCAAUUCGUGGAAGUGUUCGAGAUAUGGCCAUUGGGAAGACUAAAACUACUGAGAAAGCAGACCGAGCAACUGUUGAGCAGGCAAUUGAUCCUAGAACGCGCAUGGUUUUAUUCAAGAUGCUGAACAGAGGUGUCUUUCAUGAUAUCAAUGGAUGCAUUUCAACCGGAAAGGAAGCAAACGUUUAUCAUGCAACUAAAUCUGAUGGUCAAGAACUAGCAAUUAAAAUAUACAAAACAUCUGUUCUAGUAUUUAAGGAUAGAGAUAGAUAUGUGCAAGGAGACUUCCGGUUUAGAAAUGGAUACUGCAAACAUAAUCCCAGGAAAAUGGUUAAAACAUGGGCAGAGAAAGAAAUGAGGAACCUUAUGAGGCUUAAGGCAGCAGGAAUUAGGUGUCCUACACCUUAUCUUCUGAGGCUGCAUGUUCUGGUUAUGGAAUUUAUAGGAAAAUCUGGUUGGGCUGCUCCUCGUCUUAAAGAUGCAGCUUUAUCUUUGGACAAGUUACGGGAAGGCUAUGUUGAGAUUAUUAUUGCAAUGCGGACAUUGUAUCAGAAGUGCAAAUUGGUGCAUGGUGACCUCAGUGAAUAUAAUAUACUUUAUUAUGAGGGUCACUUAUAUAUUAUUGAUGUGUCUCAAGCUGUUGAUCCUGAACAUCCUCAUGCCCUUGAUUUUCUACGUGAAGAUUGUGUUCAUGUAUCUGAUUUCUUUAAAAAGCAUGGUGUAGCAGUCAUGACAAUAAGAGAAUUGUUUGAUUUUAUUGUCGAUGCAUCCAUUGCAGAUGAUGCUGUGGAUAGUUAUUUGGAAGAGAUGCAACAAAAAAUUUUGGCAAGAGGAGAUGUGUCGGUAGAGGAGGAGAUUGCGGACUCUGUAUUUGUGCAGUCUUUCAUUCCGAAGACACUAGAGGAUGUUAAGAAUGCUGAGGAGGAUGUACAACGGAUAACAAGCGGGAAGGACACAGGCGAUUUAUACUACCAGACGAUUACUGGACUUAAACAUGCUUUGUCAUUAACACAGCCUUCAAAUCAAAAAAGCCAACAAGAGCAGAAAUCAAGUCCCACAAAAGAUUCAUCCGUCAUUUCAGAUGAUAAAUCUAGGCUCUUAGAGGGUGAUGGUGAGUGUGAAUCUGAUGAUGAUGAAAGUGAUUCUGAAGAGGAUUCAUUCUCUGAAAGUGAAGCAGAGGAUCCUGCGGAUAAAAAAGCUGCUAGAAAAGAGGCUAGGAAAGAGAAUAAGAAGAAGGUGAAGGAAGAGAAGAGGGAAGCACGUAAAAGUAAAGUCCCUAAGGCUGUUAAGAAAAGAAAGCAAAAGCUAGCUAAAGCACGCAAGACCAGAUAGAUGGUAGUUACUAGUUAGUUAUAUGUGUAAUGUGGUUGAGUGUUGAGUUUCUUUAGCAUGUUGGAUUUUAGAUACAACCUAAUACACCAGAUAUUGAAAGAAAGCAAUUUUGACUUGUGUAAUGUGUUCAUUACAUGUUUUUAUGUUACGUUGAAUGGAAGAGGAAUUAACUUUAA